AUGUCCAGUAUGGGCUUCCAUCAUGAACUCCACAUCGCCUCCUUGGCCGUCCAACGCGCCAGCAUCGUGACCAAACACAUGCAAUCCGUCCAGGACAAAGGAUCCCGCGACAAAGAGGACGCAUCGCCCGUGACUGUGGCUGAUUUCGCGGCGCAGGCGAUCCUGAUCGGGAUCGUGAAGCACCAUUUCCCGAAUGACCAUGUCAUCGGCGAGGAGUCUGCUUCAGCUCUGCGCCAGGAUCCGGGUCUCAUUAAGCGAGUUUGGGAACUCGUUACUCUUGGUCUUGAUGGAGUCGACGACCAGAAGGAACACGAUGAGAUUCUUCAGACCAUGCCUUCUUCUCCGGAUGAAAUGCUCGAAAUGAUCGACCUGGGUGGAGCUGGUGGGCACGAGGAUGAUAUGACUCGUGCUUGGAUUUUGGAUCCUAUCGAUGGUACGAAGACCUUCGUCCGUGGACAACAGUAUGCUGUGUCUCUUGCGUUGGUGGAAGAUGGAGAGCAGAAGUUGGGCGUGGUCGGGUAUCCGAACAUGGCGUAUAGCGAUGCCACUUCUGCGGAACGGCUGAUGAUGACGGAGGACGGUGUCGAUGUCACCGGGUAUGGGACCCUGUUGUCCGCCGUCAAAGGUCAAGGGGCAUUCCAGCGUCCUAUGACGGGUGGUAUGUGUCUUCACAUGGCGGAACCGCUCAUCCAGUCUAGCGUCAACAAGACCGAGCUGGUGUUUGUCGAGGCCACUGCUAGUCCCUACAUCGCUCAGGACAAACAUGCCGCCAUCCGUGCCCAGUUGCAGGCCACCGCUCCCUUCGUCGACCUGUGGUCCAUGCAGACUAAGUAUGGCGCUCUCAGUGUCGGCGCCGGUAAUGCCAUGGUGCGUAUCCCCCGUGAGAAGGACUACUGUCCCUGGGUGUGGGAUCACGCUGGUGGUAUGUUGGUCUACGAGGAAUCCGGCGGGAAGCUCACCGAUCUCGAUGGACGUCCCUUUAACUAUGCCCGUGGACGACGCCUGAUGGACAACUUCGGCGUCGUGGCUACCUUGCCUCAAUUCCAUGACCGCCUGUUGGAGGUGGCUCGUCAGUUCUUGGACUAA
Messenger RNA from Aspergillus tanneri, 1086 nucleotides. Its product is annotated as inositol monophosphatase family protein. Bases 1 to 1086 code for a protein of 361 amino acids. Lineage: Eukaryota; Fungi; Ascomycota; Eurotiomycetes; Eurotiales; Aspergillaceae. The transcript has a single exon. Gene Ontology annotation, biological process: sulfate assimilation. The record is from RefSeq and is a predicted model, not a curated record. Gene Ontology annotation, molecular function: 3'(2'),5'-bisphosphate nucleotidase activity.